Messenger RNA from Closterium sp. NIES-67, 1820 nucleotides. Lineage: Eukaryota; Viridiplantae; Streptophyta; Zygnematophyceae; Desmidiales; Closteriaceae. The record is from the annotation of a GenBank genome assembly.
AGUUACUGACAAAUGAUCGGUUCUGACAGGCGGCUGACUUUUUUACAGGCCUGCGAGGUGGACGUCGCGUUUUGUAGCUUAGGUCGUAACUUAGGUACUUAGGGUUUCGUCGCAUUGUUGGGAGCGGGUAGAUGAAUUGAUGGCAAAAGUCGGCAACUAACUUGACCAGGCAAUAAAGGAUCCAUUACAAUUUUUUCGAUCGGUAAUAACGAGUUUUGAUUCAGUUUUCUGUUCCGUUCUUUCCGGCGUCACGAUGAGCGGCUCCCCGAAAGGCGAGAAGCUGAAACCGACGUUUCGACUGCUGCAAGUGCAUCCGCGGCGCAAGGAGAUAUCCGGAUCGGCGGACAUUCUCCGCCAGGCGGGGCUAGAGGGCCCCUACCAGGUGCUGUGCGAGCGCGCGCUUGCGCCGUCCGCGGUGGAAUCGGGGUGCCUUGCGCGGAUCCCGGGGGAGGUGGACAUCCGCCAGGGCCCGCGGAUGGAGCUGGCGGAAGUUCUGGACUCCAUCGGCCGCCCCGUGGACGACGGUGCCGGGGGAGCGGGGGGAGCGGGGGAGGGGUCGGCGGUGCUGCAGCCGUUAGCGGUGGAUGUGCUGCUCCGCGCGUUCUCCUUCAGCGAUAGAGCCGCCGUGGCGCUGCCUGACACGGAGCGAGGGAAGGCGACUGUAAGCAGCAGCUGGCGCGGGGCAAACGGCAGUAGAGGGGCGGGGGGCAAGGAGCGCGAGAGAGAGAGGGAGUCCAGCAGGCACCGGAGUAAAGACAAGUCGAGAGACGGGGAGAGGCGGCAUAAAGACAGGGAUAGGGAUAAGAAGGAGAAGGAUAGGAAGGAUAAGGAGCGGAAGGAGAAGGAGAGGAGGGAGAGGGAGAAGAUUGAGGGGGCGAGGGUGAAAGGGGAUGAGAGAGAGAGGAAGGAACGAGAAGAGAGGGAAAGGAGGGAGAGAGAAGAGCGGGAGAGGAAGGAGAAGGAGGAGAGGGAACGUAAGCUACGGGAGGAGAAGGAGAAGGAACGGGUAAAGGAGAGGGAGAGAGAGAAAGAGAAGGAGCGGGAACGAGAGCGUGAGCGGGCUAAGGAGAAGGAGCGGAAGGAGAAGGAGGCUGAGAGGGCGAAAAAUGGGGGCAAGUCAAGAGUGGAUAAACCACAAGAGGGCGCUGCUGCUGCCACCACUGCUGCUGCUACGACUGCUGCUGCAGCUGCUGCUGAGGCUGCGGCUGCUGUUGCUGUUGCGGGGAUUGGUGCCUCUUCUGCUGCUGCUGCUGCUGGUGCCAGUGCGAUGCUGCCAGCAGCAGCAGCAGCAGCAGCAGCAGGAGGGGAGGGCGUGGAUCCCAAGAAGCUAAAGAAGAAGAAGCGCAAGAGGGAUGGCGAGCCUGAGAAGCCCAGCUCGGACAAGAAGCACAAGAAGAAGAAGGACAAGCACAGCAGCGGAGGCAAGGAUGCAGCAGCAGUGGUGGUGCUACAGGAGAAUGGCACUUGAGACUCCAGGGAAACCAGGGAUCAAGGGCACCCAUGUCCGCUUAUGGAGGCUCCCUGUCUCAUUUUCUGAGAGCCCUCCCUCCUGCCGCGCACCACACCACAAGCUGAAGCAUGUCUCAGCCAAGCCAGCAGCAGCACUCUGCCAUACUCAGUCUUCUCUAAGAGCAUGUGAAAUUUAAUAUUAAAGAGGCUCAUCAUUUUACUGGACCUUGGAUUUGUGUAUUGUUUCAGCAAUGCCAGUAUGUUACCGGCCCUAAAGAUAGAUCACCCAGCCAACAACGUCAUGAUAGCUAGUGUUGUGGUGAUAGCGGUAUUUGACAAUGUUGGUGUAUCAAUAGAGCCGUGAAAAAUGA